AGCGGACAAAGGUAUUACAAAGUGAGUGUUCCUAUAUUUGAUGUGUACAGAAAGUAUGUGUUGUUUAUAAAGAUGGAAACCCUGCGUCGCUGCCUGGUUAGGUGAGCUCAUUGCUACAGCAGACGAGAGUUGGCUUUCAUGUCAGUAACACUGAUAGAAGUGUGGUCUGUUGGAUUAACUGGCCUGAAGACACAAGGAAUGCUGGACUCAUAACAAUUCUAAAGAGAGUAGCAGUGACUGAGCGUACAACAUGGAUCCAUGUCUCUUCGUCCAGCCGACGAUAGAGGAGAUCAAACUCCAUAAAAAUCACUACCAACAAAGCGUUGUUUCGUCUUUUUUUGAAAAACUCGACCAAGUUUCAUCUUCGUGGCACAACCAUUCAAGAGGCAAUAAAAUCGGGGUUGUGCAAGAUUUGGAUCUAUUAAAUGGCGACCCGCGAUUGAGUUACCCGUGUCUCGCGCAACCUAGCAAUCAGAGGUCAAGGUCACCAAAGUCGUUUGGUAAAGAUAAUGGGACGAGUUUGCAGCGGAGGAGCUCCUUGUCCGAUUUGGAGGGACGGUAUUCUUUUCGUAAGAAAAGAACUGCGGCACAGAAAGUGGUCGGCAUAAGCGAUCGGGAAAUGAAAGCAGUGAUAAUGGGUGUAGCUAACGAGCUGUCAAUCAUUUAUGAGUAUCAUAUCUCAGUGUUGUAUGGUUUGGCCGAUGUGGAACUUUUGGCGGAAAAUGCAGUUGAUUGCAUGUUCCAUCAUUUGAAACAAAACGAUGUACAGUUUUGUUACAACGAUAUGCUGAAAUCUGUGAUAGAGGCAAUGCCAAAGACCAAAAUAAAAAAGUUUGUUUAUCUACGCACAAACGAUGGAAAAGCAACCCUCGCAUGGAACGUUGUGAAAGUUUACAAACAGGCAGGCUUGAGACUAUUGGAGGACAAUCGCGCCGUAUCAGAGCUACCCCGUUACAAGUUCUUUCGGUGUUUUUCACCAUUUGGACAAUCGUGUAAACCGGACAUCUACGGAUUCAGGGGACCCAUGAUGAUGUGGGAGGAAAAUAGGCAAGUUUAUAAAAUCUUAGACCAGGAUAUGACGACGAUACAACACGGGCAACACACGCAGAUGGCGCACACGACCAAGGAUAUGCACCAGUUAUACAAACCGUUUCAUUGCGUAUGUGAUCUACAGGAUCUGAUUGGCUAUCGCAACAGCCUAUUAGACACCAGGGUCGAAUCUUUCAACAUGUUCUUACAAACGUCAUACAGCCUGAACAACAAUGUCAUGGCCGUCUUGCGGCACAAGAAACCUCUUACGCUCCGGUUAGAUUUGUACGGCGCAAAUCUCUCAAGGUGCGACCUAUCAAAAUUAGCGAUAAACAAAUUCUCGUUCAAGUUGGACAAUGUGCAAUUACGCAACAGCAUUCUGUUAGAUGUUGAUUUUUCCGGUCUGAUCAUAACAAACGUUAGCUUUGUUGGUGCUGAUUUGUCGUUUAGUAAUCUUAGCAAUGUGACGUUCUGUAAAUGUCACGCCGGUAAUUUCGAAGGUGCUAAGCUCAAGUACGUUCUGACGGAGAAUACUGAUCUUCCAGUGGAAUUGUCUGCUUCUAAAACCGGGAUUAGCUCAGCGAUCAAUAUGCACGAUUCAGGAGCGGUUGUGAAACUGAUCCGUCGAGAGCUGAUCCAGAACCAUGAGUUCAAAAUCCAAACGUUUUGCGACGAGAUGGGCGUGAGUAAAAUGAGUGAGUUGACGAAGCUGCAACCAAUCACACUACAGAAAGUACCGGAACCGGGAGACGGUCCAGGUUUCAGGUCACAGACAGUGAAACUUGAAGAAAUCUUCUACUCGGACCGAGAAACUGGCCCACGGGAGCGCAUGUGCGUCUUGGUCGAAUGCAACCCAUUCAAAGAUGCUGCUCGACAACAAUUCAUCCACCGCGUCAUCAACACGUGGAUGGAAUCGCUAACGGAACUAACACGCGGCGGCAGUCUCAAUCAUGGUUUCGAAUUCGACAUGGCCGACGAACAUAGUAUAAGAUUGUCUGAAUUCUCGUUUAUUUUUUACGCCGAGUUACGCAAAGUUACGACGUCGCUCGCACAGGCAGUGUUUUCCGACUUGUGUUCAAGCGAUACAUCCGCGCUGCGUGAGGAUCCACGCUAUGUCCACUAUGUCGCACACUGCCUCGAACAACAGGACGUUCUCAUCAUGAUUAAUGACCACACCGACGUGACACCAGCUGCCAUUACGCGUUACGUCGAACAAUUAUUGAAGACCCCGACCUAUUCUAGCUGUUAUAUUUUAUUCAUCACAAAGUCAGAGUGCUGCAGUCAGAUGAGGAAGAACUUCGACAGUGUUUUGUCACUGCAGGCCUCCUGACUUAGUGUCGGGCGAAACCCUGGUAUUAUGCGGCCUACAGUCACAAGGGAAUUUCUGGUUUGAUGUCAUUAUCACCAAGCCUGAUUUGUUCUAUUUUCAGCAACAUACUGUAUGCACUUGAGAUAAAAGACCAAGAGAAAGCAGCAUUUUUACCAUCAAUUACUGCCACCUUUUGUACUGUGUCAAUACUUGCCCUCUUUUGCUGAAAAGACUGAAUACACUUAUAUACGGUAUAUUCUUGAAGGAAAGCAUUUACAUAUAUCCCAGGGUUGCCCAAAAUAAGGGGGUGUAUACUAUUUUAUAAUUGACCUACAUACAUGUACAUGUAAGGUAUUGGAGGGUAAAUUAUAGUUUUAUUUCUUCGGACUGGAAACUUGUAUUGAAUGUUUCCUCAAUUAGGGCCGUUUAGACGACAGAAAAAAGGCCCAAUGAGAUCCGAUCGAAUCCGAAUGCGGUCUAAAUUUCCCUGGUGUAAACGCAAACCGAUCAGGUCUCAUUUGGUCCCAUCGGGUCUUCAAGUGGUCCACCUCUUUUGCUGGUUCCAUCGGGGCUAAUCCGGAUGUAUCCAGAUCAAAUUUGGUCGUCUCAACGCGAUCGGGCCUAAUGCGGUCUCAUCUGGACUAAUAUUUUUACCUACACGCAUGCGUAUUGGAUUUGGUACUUCGGCAAUACUUCCUUUCAUUAUAAACACGUGUAUUUUCGCGGGAAUUAACGUCGUUUGGAUUGUCAAUUUUAUAGUAUUUCUCUUGGCUUAUUUUCAUUAUUCCAAUAUGGUGAAGGAUAAGUUCACGGACACGGUUGUUUUCGAUCUCAUACAUAUUUGGAGCGAUCAAUCCAUUCAUCGGAAGCUAGACAGCAGCUACCAUAAGAACGAGCUUGCCUAGUACCAUUAUAACCCGCAUUGUGGCGCUAAAUCGGUGACACCACCGCGACAUCCUGCGGAUUAUUGGUGGAACCAAAAGAAAUUAGUCCACAUCAGUCCUCAUUGCUGUUGAGCGUCUAAACGGGUACAUUAAAAUGAGACCACAUCCGGUCUGGAAUGGGGUUCGAUCGGAUCGGUUCGGAAUGGGGUCUUAUGCAGUCUUUUUGGAAAGCGUCUAAUAUAAAAGAUUAUCACUGUCUAAACAUACCCUAGUUCCACCGAUCCAAGACCGUAUUUUGCACAUGUUGCCAUUCAAAAUUUCAAAUCUAGAUUGACAGUGGGUAAGCAACACCAAGUUGUCCGAUGUUCAUGACCUCAUGUGACGGCUUGCCCUGCCUUGUCGAUUUACUUGGUAACUUAUAAAAUGGUCUUAGUUUGGCGAAACAAGAGUAUCUACUCAACUAGUCUAGAGUUGGCACUAAGUCAUGUUGGAUAAGAUGACGGCCUAGCAAGGCCCUGCGUAGUCAGAUUUUCUACAAUAACUUUCUUAACGAUAAUGAGCAUUUUAGGAAAUUUCAUUCACCAGCUAAGUCGGUGCCAUAUCAAAAAUGUCAUCUAGUCAUAGCAAUUUUUUAUAUGUUAAGACUGACACAAUUGAAUGGUAUUGCAGUCUAUCUUCUUUUUGUUCGUAUCACUUUGACUUCUAGUUCAUUCCUAUCAUGGCCAUAAGAAUGUUUUUCUUGGACCUAUAUGUAGUUAGGAUAAUAUUUACUGUGGUUAGAUUGCCUUGCAUCUUUUACUCUUGAGAGUGUCGUAGUGCAAUUAAUUUUGGUGCUAAUUAACACUUUCGUGGCCCAACCAUGUACCUAUUUGGACAAAAAUCCUGUCUUCCAGGCAGUUGGACCUCAAGGUUGGUUGGAUCUGCUCUAACGGGUUUAACGAAAUGAACAACACAGAUGCAAUCUUCAGAGAAACCAAGGAACUUGUGCUGCAAAGGGGUCAUUUAUAGUGUGGGGUUGUAGCUUUGUUUUCUCUACCGAUUCGAAUGGUCUUGGGGACCUUUGGCAAAAAAUCUUGUCCGGCUAUCUCUGCUUGAAUAUUUUCUCUGGGGGUCUGAAGAGGGGUUGUUGGUUCGGUUGUGAAAGUGUUAGGCAAUAUGUUAAACUGUAACUUAACCUGCGAAAUCGUUCAUUUGAUCUUGAAUUGUACCGAUAAAAAAGUUAUUUUCUACACGAUCUUAUUUAUUCGUCAACUUCUGCAUACAUGUAUUCAAUUUUUUCGUAUUUGAUUGAACAAACAGGUGAUUUAGUUGCAAAAGAGCAGGUCUCAGAAUCAGGCAACUGUUUCAUUGGAUGUGUAUCAUUGUUGUUUAUCUUUUUCAGAGGGGAGACAUGAUACUUUCAUGUCAUUAAAAGUGGUCAGAGGGGAGACAUAACUCUUUCGCGCCAUUAAAAGUGAUACUUUGUAAUCAUAAUCAUGAAUGUUAGGGUAGUUUCCUCAGAGAACUGAUAAUAUGGAUAGGAGUAGGAACAAAAAAUGAAAAUUUUCAUAUCGAGUGAUUUCAUUGUGAAAAAGUCAUAUCAACAUUUAGUUGAGAAGAUUGUGACAAAAAACCUAGUUUUAUCCUUGAGCAAUGAACUUAUCAUAUCAUCAUUUGAAAAUUGUGCCAUUUCCGCGAUAUGUAUUUACUUAAUUAUAGAAUUGCAUAGUCUUUACUUUUAUGGAGACUUAUCAUAAAGGUUGUAUGUUGCCUAUCAAAUAAAUAUCAUUUGAUUGUAGUAAA
Lineus longissimus is the source of this 5004-nucleotide messenger RNA. RefSeq lists its product as uncharacterized. The record is from RefSeq and is a predicted model, not a curated record. Bases 251 to 2359 code for a protein of 702 amino acids. NCBI's taxonomy places the organism in Eukaryota, Metazoa, Nemertea, Pilidiophora, Heteronemertea, Lineidae. The transcript is spliced from 5 exons.